Cooperia oncophora is the source of this 774-nucleotide messenger RNA. The record is from the annotation of a GenBank genome assembly. NCBI's taxonomy places the organism in Eukaryota, Metazoa, Nematoda, Chromadorea, Rhabditida, Trichostrongylidae.
AUGACCGUUACGAAACAACCGGAAGGCCAGUUCGAUGUGUACCGGAAUUUAUCAGCGCGGCUGCGGGAUUUGGUAAACCAUAGGUCGCUUCCAGCACUUAUCUUAACGAAGAAGCAGAUGGCGUUAUCCUCACAACCCACGUGGUCCCAUUCAGCAUCGCUCACCAUUGAUUUUAACGCUCCUGGGAACAUGACAUGCUGGGUUUCCGAACCCUCACUGGAACACUACAACACGGAUUCAUUUGGCGUAUCCAAUGAUGUGAACGAUCUGUCAAACAAUACUGCCGCCGACAACAACAGCGAUGGUAUCUUCUUUGCAAUAGGAGAGCUAACUGUUGAGAACAGAUGUAAGUGCAUCGGUCACGUCAGCCGUUCUGUAUUCGACAAGAUAGGCAAAGAUUUUACAAAGCCAGGCUUAUUUCAACUCCAUCGUUCGCGAUUUCACCAUCUGUUUCAGUUUACCUCUGACUGCAAACAUGGUACGGUUUUAAGUGAAUGUAAAAUUGCAAGCCUUUCCACAUCGAUAGACCCUGGAGACGAGCAACAUCUCAAGCGGGAAUGCUUGCCCAGGUACGAGCAGGGAGCAGAUAUCUUUUCAGUAGGCAGUUUCGAGAGAAGCAUGAAAGCACAGGCGCGCUUUCAUAAAAUUUCUCGAUUGGUAUACACCUAUUUAAUUCUUGCUGUUUGGGAGUUUCAGCAAAAAACGACAAUACUGAGCAAAGCAGAAGGAUAUGGCUUUCCUGCCUUAUAUGUAUAUAGACACAUUCUCUUUUGA